UUUAGGGCAGUUUGUCCCGGUAGAAAGACAAGGACCAAGGUCCGAAAAGAGACAGGGAACUCAGCGUGAAACUACUUGGGACUAACAAUCACUCAGAGGAGUGGAGCUUAAAAGCAGUGUUUUGUAUUUAUUUGUAUUUUUGCUCGACAUUUUCAGAGGAUAAUCAUGGCAUCACUGAUCUACCUGACUGUACUGACAAUAGCCGUCAUCCCACAGGUGACCGCUAGCUGCCCAGCAGAGUGCGAAUGCCCUGCAGACCCUCUGGUUUGCCCUCCCGGGGUGAGCACUGUGUCAGAUGGAUGUGGAUGCUGCAAGGUGUGCGCCGCACAGCUCAACCAGGACUGCGGCCCCGCAAGGCCUUGUGACCACCACAAAGGGCUGGAGUGUAAUUACGGCAAUGAUGUAACCAUGGCCUGGGGCAUCUGUCGAGCUAAAUCUGAGGGACGAUCAUGCGAGUACAAUGGCCGGAUCUACCAGAAUGGCGAGAGCUUCCGUGCCGGCUGCAAACACCAGUGUACCUGCAUCGAUGGUGCCGUUGGCUGCGCCCCGCUCUGCAGCAACAAGCUGCCACCAGCUUCUCCAUCCUGCCCGUACCCACGGCUGGUCAGGAUACCCGGACAGUGCUGCUUCAGCGUGGACUGCCACAAGGGCACCUGGCGCCUCCCACCUAAGCAUCAGGUGCCUCCACCACAACACCACCUGCCCAGACCUGAGCACCGUCCAGCUCCGCACCAGCCCGACAACGAACUGGCUCUGGCCAACGAGCUCACAGACGUCAAGUCCAGCGGCUGGGAGAGCGAACACGGCUACAAACACCUGCCUGCGUGGAACCACCUGAAGGACAAGAAGUGCCCCGUGCAGACCACAGACUGGUCCCAGUGCUCUCGCAGCUGUGGGAUGGGCGUUUCAUCUCGGAUCACCAACAAGAACCCUCUGUGUAAGCUGGAGAGAGAGACGAGGAUCUGCACCGUGCGGCCGUGCCAGGGCCUGGCCGUCCCAGCCAAGAACGGGAAGAAGUGCUCCCCAACCCAGAAAGCCCCCGAGCCGCUCCGCCUGUCCUACGGAGAAUGUGUGAGCGUCCGCUUCUACCGGCCCAACUACUGCGGCGUGUGUACAAACAAGCGAUGCUGCUCGCCACGCCACACGCGCACCGUGCCGGUGACCUUUGUCUGCCCGGAUGGAGAGCGUUUCCAGAGGUCGGCCAUGUUCAUCCAGUCUUGCAAAUGCAGUGAUGACUGUGGUCACCUCAACGAAGUGGCCCUUCCUCCACAGCACUGGAUGUACGGAGACACACACAAGUUCAUAGACUAGCACUGAGGAGCUUUGGGGGGUUCUUUUGUUUUUGAUUUUGAUUCGAAUGCGAUCCGCUUUACCUUCUUGAUGAAGGAAGACGCUUCAAGACGAGGGGGUCAUUUUUCCUCAACUGACUCCAAGUGAGUGCGGACCACAGGCACCCACCAGACUAUAGAGACUGCAGGCGGGAAGGGCCGCCUCGGUUUAAUUCACAAUCAUGAAGGCAAACUGUAAUGUAAUGUGUGUGACCAGAGUGGAUUGUACUCUUACCCACUCCUGUUCAAACAGACGAGGGACCUGAACCAGAGCCCCGAAGCGCCCCUGGACUUCCUCCACUCUGGACCGAUUACUGGUUCAGGUGUUUGGGAUUUUCCCUUUGAGACCCUCAAAUCAGCCUGAGAAGAGAAACACUACCGGAGCAACAAUGCACUUUGUUCAGCACUGAAACAUACUGAACUAGAACUUUGACAGCAGUGCAAUAAGAUCACCUCCCAGGAAUCAAUAACCUCACAUAAUGAGAUGGUAAAGGCUCCGUAUCCCACAAUGCAUUACAACCACCCAGUGACAAGCAGCAAAAUAAUAACUUUUGCCGUUCUUAUGUAUGAAACUAAAAACCAUAAUGCAAAAUGUGGACAAAGCCUUUUUUAUUGUUUUUUUAAGUAGCAUAUUGUGAACCACAGACUGCACCAACUGUGCUUUUUAUGACAUGCUGGCACACCAAGCCAGCUGAAACUUAAUUUACACACAGCAACAAGUGAGUUUCCUCGUAACACUAUCAAAUUAUAAGGAACACUAUCUGGAACUGAAAUAGGUUUCAGCAGGGACCGGACCAAUGCCAACACAUUUGCAAAACACAUCAGAUUCUUUCUUGUGCACUAAAGGCAGCUUAGAUAAAUGUCUUACAAAAACUUGUUUUUCUUGAUUUUAUUUUGUAUCACACUGCCUUCUGUAAAUGCAUUUUUGUUUAUUUUGAUCCAAGGUUGUAUUGCGGUCACAUUUAUCAACUGAGACACCAGCGUUUAGCUGUCACAAGUUUUUGUUGGUCAAUCCAAAUGAUAAAAGUGGCUACUGGA
Scophthalmus maximus (turbot) is the source of this 2366-nucleotide messenger RNA. Its product is annotated as CCN family member 1-like. Gene Ontology annotation, molecular function: protein binding. The coding region runs from base 166 to 1311 and encodes 381 amino acids. Gene Ontology annotation, cellular component: extracellular region. The transcript is spliced from 6 exons. The record is from RefSeq and is a predicted model, not a curated record. Lineage: Eukaryota; Metazoa; Chordata; Actinopteri; Pleuronectiformes; Scophthalmidae. Gene Ontology annotation, biological process: signal transduction.